UAGCCGGCGGCAGAGCACGCCGCUGCGUGAGGCGCUUCUCGUCCGCCGGGCCGGCCUGUGGUGAAGCGGCGCCUCCCGCUCCCGUCCCGCUCCGCCCGCAGUUUUCAGUUGACCAAAGAAAUGGUGAUGGAGAAGCCAAGUCCCCUGCUGGUCGGGCGGGAAUUCGUGAGGCAGUACUAUACCCUGCUGAACCAAGCACCUGACUAUUUGCACAGGUUUUAUGGAAAGAACUCUUCCUAUGUCCAUGGUGGCUUGGAUUCCAAUGGAAAACCAGCUGAUGCAGUCUAUGGGCAAUCUGACAUCCACAAGAAGGUGCUGUCAUUAAACUUCAAGGAUUGCCACACAAAGAUCCGUCACGUGGAUGCUCACGCCACCCUCAACGAUGGUGUUGUGGUGCAGGUGAUGGGGGAGCUCUCCAACAACAUGCAGCCUGUGCGCAGGUUCAUGCAAACCUUUGUGCUCGCACCUGAGGGUUCUGUUGCAAACAAGUUCUAUGUCCACAAUGAUAUCUUCCGCUACCAGGAUGAGGUUUUUGGGGACUCUGACACCGAGCCUCCAGAGGAAUCAGAAGAGGAAGGGGAGGAACCUGAGGAAAGACAGCAGACACCUGAGGCUGUUCCUGAUGAUACUGGUGCUUACUACGAGCAGGCUGUCAGCAAUGACAUUGAGGAACACCUGGAAGAGACGACUGCAGAGGCAGAGCCUGAGCCAGAGGCAGAACCUGAACAGGAACCUGAACCAGAGGCACAGGAAGAAAAGUCUGAGCCAGUAUUAGAGGAGUCAGCUCCAGAAGAGACUGUGGAAAAGAGUCCUUCUCCAGCUCCUGCUGAUCCAGCUCCUGCAGUGCAAGAGGACUCAAGGACAUUUUCCUGGGCAUCAGUAACCAGCAAGAACCUUCCUCCCAGUGGGGCUGUUCCAGUAUCGGGAAUACCACCUCAUGUUGUGAAAGUACCAGUCUCCCAGCCCCGCCCUGAGGCAAAGCCCGAGUCUCAGACCCCACCUCAGAGACCUCAGAGGGAUCAGCGAGUGAGGGAGCAGCGAACAAGCAUCCCACCGCAGAGGGGUCCUAGGCCAAUUCGCGAGGGUGAACAAGGCGAUGUGGAAACCAGACGGAUUGUGAGAUACCCAGACAGUCAUCAGCUUUUUGUUGGGAACCUUCCCCAUGAUGUGGACAAAUCUGAACUUAAAGACUUUUUCCAAAAACUUGGCUUUUCUCUUGCAGGCUAUGGCAAUGUUGUUGAACUCCGCAUCAACAGUGGCGGAAAGCUCCCCAAUUUUGGGUUUGUGGUGUUUGAUGAUCCUGAACCAGUUCAGAAGAUCCUUAGUAACAGGCCCAUCAUGUUCAGGGGAGAGGUGCGCCUGAACGUGGAGGAGAAGAAGACACGAGCUGCCAGGGAGGGUGACCGCAGAGAUAACAGACCUCGUGGACCCGGAGGCACUCGUGGGGGGCUGGGAGGUGGGAUUCGAGGGCCUCCACGUGGAGGAAUGUCCCAGAAGCCAGGAUUUGGAGCUGGAAGGGGGAUUGGGCAACGCCAGUGAAGGCAUCGAGGAUGUUGACACGGAGGCGCAAACCCUUUUUCCUGCAGAUUUGUGAAUUUCAGCCUUGGGUAUCUUGGAAUGUGGCCCUAGCCUGUUAUAGACUGCUACGUUUGAUACUAUUUUGGCCCCUUUUUGUUUGUGUUAUGGUUCUGUGAUUUAUUUUUUUUCUAGUCCUUGUCCCAGAUUCCAGCUUUGUGGAACAACGUUUUAGGAAAAGUGGAUUUUAAAAAGAGAAGAACUGAGUUUUCUUGUUCACCUCAAACUUACGGACUGAAUUUUUUUGGUACCAGUGGUUUUUCCUAAAGGAAUGUCUCUACUUUUUUUCUUUUUUUUUUUUUUUUCUCUCCCCUUUCUACUGAGUUUGGGUGCAUUUCAGUCAGUGGAAUCGUAUUUCACGUGCAUGCGUUCAAGAGCCUAUAGGAAAACAUAGUACUUGGCAAGUAUUUCAAGGGCAGAAAAAAAAAAAACUAUUGAUGUUUCUUUGAGGGUCAUAUGAACAUCCUCUGGUGUGGAGAUAUUGCCACUUGAAAAAUUGACUUUCACCUUUCUCUUUGUGGCGCUGUAAGAGUGGAAUAAUGGGUAUCUGUAGAAUCUCUUUUUCUUUUGAUACAUGAUCACAGAAAGGAAUUCGAACUACUGUUUUACCACUUUGAAAUUUUGGAUUGUGGGAUAGCUUUUAAAUGUCUAGAACUUGACUCUUCAAACACUUUUCCUGAACUUGUGAAAUUUUUUAUUGAAAUAGGGAGUUUUUUUCAUGUUUAGUUUGUAUUUGUAUAAAAAAAAAAAGCAAAAUUGUUGUGCCUUCUAUUUAUCUCUCAUUCCAGUUUUGGCAAAUUGUUUUAAAAAAUAAAAAUAAAAAAGGUCUAGAUUUGCUUUAUCAAGUCAA
Molecule: messenger RNA, 2425 nt
Organism: Pipra filicauda (Wire-tailed manakin)
Lineage: Eukaryota; Metazoa; Chordata; Aves; Passeriformes; Pipridae
Gene: G3BP1
Product: G3BP stress granule assembly factor 1
Exons: 12
Coding region: 121-1539 (472 amino acids)
Cellular component (GO): ribonucleoprotein complex; cytosol
Molecular function (GO): mRNA binding
Source: RefSeq, a predicted model, not a curated record